UGCCAAAUUUCAAUAUUCUAGAGGAUAACAUAGUCGAAGUGGAAGAUCGAGUAAAGGGGAUGGUUAAAAGUGUAUGUGUGGCCUCCAAUCAAUUCAUCGAAUAAUAAAGGCGUUCAUUUUUUUGUAGUUUUAUGACAGGUUUUAUGUAAGAGUGGGUGUAUCUGAGAUUUUACUUAUUCAGCGUCGUUGGUUCCUUGUAGAAAGAACAGCCGCCUCGCGCCGGAAAUGAUGAAAAUAUCUGCUUCUUCUUCAGAACUCGUUUUAGUUUUUGCUGGUUGAGUUUGUGUCCAGAAACACAAAGAGAUUGUACAGAAGGAGAAAAGGGGAAGAAAUGAAGAAGAGAAGGGGAAAAAAACCUUUUCGAUCUUCUUCAUAAAAGUUCGGGUGGGAAACAGUUAUUCGGCUUUCUUUCUUUACAAGAUCUCCGUAACCCACCACGGUCUUACUGAAAACGAAGCACUGAUCAGAAGCCAACUUCUAGCAUCCAGUUCAAUCUUCUCAAUUCUCUAGGGCAUUGUAUCAAUUCCAUUUUGUUUUGUGGCCGGCCACGUCCCCUUCAUAUCAGAAGAACACCACAGUCAGUCACCACCAUGGCCAGAGCAGAGUUUUUCGUGGGCGAGAUCGCAAACGAACUCUUAGACCAGCUCAGAACAAUAUCUCGACAAGCCUUUUUCUGUAAAUCCAGUGCGGAUCAGCUCAAAGAAACCAUAGAUGAACUCCUCCCUAUCAUCCAAGAAAUCAAAUGCUCUGGCGUUGAACUUCCUAGUUUUCGCCAGGCACAGCUCGACGGCCUGUCCAAGACUCUUCGAGAUGGUUUAGACCUCUGUAAAGAGGUUCUGAAAGCAAACCGUUGGAAUGCGUACAAGAACGUGCAAUUGGCUCGGAAGAUGGAUAAAUUGGAGAAGAAAAUUUCAGGAUUCUUCUUCGGCAUCAUACAAGCACAUGUCUUGGCUGAUGUUCAUCGCGCCAGCUAUCAAACGACGGAGAGGUUUGAUCGGCUGGAGCGUUCGACAAGAAGGAUUGAACAGCGACUUGAGUCGAUGAAAACUGGUGUGGCAGCUGGAGGGUGGGUUGAGCACGCCAUGAUUAAAGUGGAAAUGGAAGAGAAGAGAGCUGAGGAGGGUAAUUUUGGGAAUUUUAUAGGCGUGGGAAUUGCUUUAGGGAAAAAGAAAGUGAAGGAAAUGAUAAUUGGACGGGAGGAUUGGAGCGUUGUAGGGAUUUUGGGCAUUGGUGGCUCUGGGAAGACCACUCUUGCUACUGAGGUCUGCAGAGAUUUUCAAGUCACGAGCUACUUCAACAACAGAAUUUUGUUCCUUACUGUAUCAAAAUCUCCAAAUGUGGAGCUGUUGAAGACAAAGGUUUGGUCUUUCGUAUCUGGAUGUGAUGUUGAAUCAAAUGUUUUAGUUCCUCCAUGGAAUCUACAAGUACCUUGGAAUGUAGGAUCUCGUUGUUUGGUGGUGUUAGAUGAUGUGUGGUCAUUAGCAGUGCUUCAACAGCUUACUUGUAGGCUUCCUGGUUGCAAAACACUUGUGGUUUCCCGUACCAAGUUUUCAACGGCUCUCGAUGCUGUCUAUGAAGUAGAGUUGUUGAGAGAAGAUGAAUCAAUAUCCUUGUUCUGCCACGCUGCUUUUGGACAAAAGACCAUUCCUCCAGCUGCAAAUGAGAACUUGGUCAAGGAGAUUGUAAAAGAGUGUGGAGGGCUGCCUCUGGCUCUUAAAGUUAUUGGAGCAUCACUGAAAGAUCGGCCUGAAAAAUAUUGGGCAAGUGCCCAAAAAAGGUUAUCACGAGGACAGCCUAUUUGCGAGUCUCAUGAAAUCAACUUGCUUUAUCGGAUGGCCAUAAGUGUUGAAGACUUGUCAGAGAAGGUUAAGGAAUGCUUCCUGGAUUUGGGAUCCUUUCCUGAAGACAGAAAGAUUCCAAUGGAGGUGCUUAUCAAUACCUGGGUUGAGAUCCAUGACAUUGAUGAGGACGAUGCUUUUGCCAUCAUUAUGGAGCUUUGUGAUAGAAACCUUCUCAGCCUAGUUAAAGAUUCAAGAGCUAUAGACAUGUAUAGUGCUUACUAUGAGAUGUAUGUCACUCAACAUGACGUUCUUAGAGAUCUUGCUCUCCAUUUGAAUGAUCGGGACAAGAUAAAUGACCGCAAGCGAUUACUUAUGCCUAGAAGAGACGCAGAGCUUCCAAAAGAAUGGGAGCGGAAUGUCAAUGUGCCAUUCAAUGCUUGGAUUGUUUCCAUUCAUACAGGAGAAAUGAGAAAAAUGGAUUGGCUUGGCAUGGAAUUCCCCAAGACAGAAGUGCUACUCCUCAACUUCUCUUCCAAGGAGUACUUCUUGCCUUCCUUCAUCAGGAGCAUGAAAAAGCUUAGGGCGCUAACAAUGAUAAACCAUAGUUCCUCCCCUGCUACCCUUGGCAACUUUGCAGUUUGUUCGAAUUUAGCUACCCUUAGAAGCCUUUGGCUUGAAAGACUUUCAAUUUCUCAAUUAGCAGAGGCAACUAUUUGCCUAAGAAAUUUGCGGAAACUAUCUUUAGUUCUCUGCAAAAUUAAUGGCCUUCUUGAUCAGCCAAUGAUAGACCUGCCGAAGAUGUUCCCUCAUCUCUUGGAGUUCACAAUCGAUCACUGUCAUGAUCUAAUAAAGCUGCCCCCCAGCAUUUGUCGAUUGCAGUCACUCAGGAGUUUAAGUAUCACUAACUGCCACAGUUUACUCGAAUUGCCAGCUGACAUUGGCAAGCUGAAAUCUUUACAAUUUAUGCGGCUCUAUGCAAGCCUUGUUCUUAAGACUCUCCCAACUGGGAUUUCUGAGCUGGUCUGCUUGAAAUACCUCAACAUUUCUCAAUGUGUCAGCUUAACUUGUCUUCCUCAAGGGAUUGGUCAUUUAGCAAUGCUGGAAAAAAUCGACAUGAGGGAGUGUUCACACAUAGGGAGUCUACCUAAGUCUGCUGCCUCAUUGAAGGCUUUACGUCAAGUAAUUUGUGAUGAUGAUGUUGCUUUCCUGUGGAAGGAUAUGAAGAAGACCAUACCAGGACUUAAUGUUCAGGUUCCUGAGAAAAAAUUUAGUCUGGACUGGCUUAAUGAAUGAACCGUAGCAAUGUUAUGUGAUUAGGGAUUCUCAAUCAUGCGCUUUCAUAUCAUCUGUAUACUUUACUUUUGUCUUUUUAUGACUGUAACUUCUGAUAAAUAAUAUUUAGUUUAACAAUGAAAUGAAGCACGGUUAGUUGAUCUAGUAA
Mangifera indica (mango) is the source of this 3222-nucleotide messenger RNA. Its product is annotated as probable disease resistance protein At4g33300. Gene Ontology annotation, biological process: defense response to fungus. The transcript has 5 exons. Gene Ontology annotation, molecular function: ADP binding. NCBI's taxonomy places the organism in Eukaryota, Viridiplantae, Streptophyta, Magnoliopsida, Sapindales, Anacardiaceae. The record is from RefSeq and is a predicted model, not a curated record. The coding region runs from base 591 to 3074 and encodes 827 amino acids.